This is a messenger RNA of Caenorhabditis elegans, 324 nucleotides long. It is a transcript of the gene nlp-119, whose product is annotated as Neuropeptide-Like Protein. The coding region runs from base 1 to 324 and encodes 107 amino acids. The transcript is spliced from 2 exons. NCBI's taxonomy places the organism in Eukaryota, Metazoa, Nematoda, Chromadorea, Rhabditida, Rhabditidae. The record is from RefSeq and is marked reviewed.
AUGGGGCAUAUCAUCAUUAUUUUAUUCAAAACUAAAUCUAAGUUCAAUAUGCUUCGAACACUAUUCACUACGUCUUGUCUCUUUGUAGUUGUAACUUCUGCUUUAUUACCACACCCUUAUCGUCUACAAUAUCCAAUAAAACAUGACUACACUUACGAACGGAAUUGUUUCUUCUCGCCUGCUCAAUGUUUGCUUGGCAAUUUCCCAAGAAGUUCAAGUCUUCAACCAGUUUUGCGUGUGUUCGAGGAGAAGUCACUGAGGAGCAUCUACUCUAAGCUUCUUAUCACCAAUAGCAAGCCCGCUUUUUUCGGAUCGAAGAAAUAA